Sitophilus oryzae (rice weevil) is the source of this 1092-nucleotide messenger RNA. Its product is annotated as endoglucanase-like. Lineage: Eukaryota; Metazoa; Arthropoda; Insecta; Coleoptera; Curculionidae. Bases 36 to 797 code for a protein of 253 amino acids. Gene Ontology annotation, molecular function: cellulase activity. Gene Ontology annotation, biological process: carbohydrate metabolic process. The record is from RefSeq and is a predicted model, not a curated record. The transcript is spliced from 6 exons.
CACUAAACUUUAAAAUAUACAGUUGUUUUACAAAAAUGAAAGUUCUAAUUGUUUUAACCUUUUGUAUAGUUUACGUCUUCUGCGGGUCUAUUUUGACCCAGAGGCAACCGGAAAUAAAAAAAGUAGUUGGAGGUUAUUCGGGAUCAUGUACCACAUCUCGCUAUUGGGAUUGCUGUAAGCCAACUUGUUCAUGGAAAGGAAACACAAACACGGAUUAUGGUCCAGUAAGAGCUUGCAGCAGCGAUGGAUACAAUGUAGAUGAUGGAAAUACUGAAUCUGGAUGUGUUGGAGGGAGCUCAUACAUGUGCAAUAACCAACAGAGUGUUGUUAUUAACUCCACGUUAGCUUAUGGAUUUGCCGCCGCUAUGUUCAUCAGCCCCCCUGAAAACAUGUGUUGUACUUGUUUCCUUCUCAGUUUCCAAAAGGGCGAAUGGGGUGACUGUUCCGGAAAACAGAUGGUUGUCCAAAUUACAAACACCGGUGCUGGUUCUAGCAACUCUAGCGGUGAUCAAAACAACAUCGAAGUUGCCAUGCCUGGAGGUGGUGUCGGAUAUUACACAGAAGGAUGUAAAACUCAAUGGAAUGCUCCAGACCUAGGUUGGGGUGACCAGUAUGGAGGUGUAACUACUGAAGACGGCUGUUAUGAACUUCCUACUCAACUUCAAGAUGGAUGCAAGUUUAGAUGGGAGUUCCUUAAUGGUUGUUCAAACCCACCAGCAACCUUUGAACAAGUUGUUUGUCCUCAAGAAAUUGUGGAUAUAUCCGGCUGUAAAAUGGACCCUGUUUGGAAUUCGUAGAAAUAAAUACUUUAAAUGACAAAGUCGUGUGCCAUAUGUAUUUUAUAAAUUGAUUUUUUUAUAUUUAUGUUUUAAUAUAUUUUUAUAUAAGGAAUUAUUAAAUUUGAUACUUUUUAUUAUUUCUAUUUUGUCCUAAUAACAUCUCGCAUAUUUUUAGCUUCGCAUCACUGAUUCAAUCCUAUUUAAGAAUUCUGAUUCGAUUCUUUUCAUUGCAAUUUGAAUACAGAAUUAUGGAAUUUUGAGUAGAAUUAACUAAAAAUAUCUACAUGAUCUUUGUCUGGCAAGAGGUGUUGCA